Molecule: messenger RNA, 2906 nt
Organism: Petromyzon marinus (sea lamprey)
Lineage: Eukaryota; Metazoa; Chordata; Hyperoartia; Petromyzontiformes; Petromyzontidae
Product: GTP-binding protein Di-Ras1-like
Molecular function (GO): GTP binding; GTPase activity
Source: RefSeq, a predicted model, not a curated record
GUCUCUUUAUAAGCGGGGCACGGACGAGACGCCGGACCGCUGUCUGCCCUCGCUCCGCCUCGCUGCUCGAGUCGCCGCGUGUCCACCAGGAGUCGUUCGUUCCUUCGUUGCUGCCUGCCGGCGGUGUCUGCGAAGGCUACACGGGGCACCUUAGUCUCAUCCACGCACGCGGAGGCUCGUUCCUCUGCACGCGCGCGCGCAAAAAAAUAAUACACACACUCACACUGAACACACACACUGAACACACACACUGAACACAUACAGUGAACACAUACACACACCGCACACUCACACUGAACACACACUCACACCGCACACUCACAUACAUAUACACACCGCACGCGCAAAUAGAAGCUCGCAAAACUUCCUCUCGUCUCGCCAGCCAAGCCGGUUUUUCGUUGUCUCCGGGGGGGAAAAAAAGCAACCAAAAGCCAUGAAACAACAGCUGAGCCAUCGCGAGCAGCAGCAGCAGCACGGCCAGAGGGCCCGCGUAGUGUUCUUUGGAGCUGCCGGCACGGGGAAGUCCUCGCUGAUCCGCCGCUUCCUCAGCGACUCCUUCGACCCCAUCUACAAGCCCACGGUGGAGGAACUCCACCGUUUCAACUGUGGAACCGACACAGCAGCAGCAGCAGGAGGAGGAGGCAGAGGCGAUGGAGAGUUCAUCCUGGAACUUCUCGACACCGCGGGGAGCUAUUCGUUCCCGGCCAUGCGCCGUCUCGCGGUGCGCAGCGGCGAUGCCUUCGUCCUCGCCUUCUCCGUCGACGACCCGGACUCGUUCGAGGAGGUGACCCGAAUCCGCGACGAGAUUCUCGUGGAGAGAGCCACGCUCCGCGACGAGCGGCUGGCGAACGGCCACGAGGGAGGAGGAGGAGGAGGCGGAGAUGCCGAGGACCUCCCGCGCGCGGCGCCACGUAUCCUGGUGGUGGGCUGCAAGUCCGACAGCCGCGAGGCCUCCUCGACACGUGCCGUGGCCAAGGAGGAGGCCUCCUGCGUGACGGAGCUCGAUUGGGGCCACCGGUACGUGGAGGCGUCCGCCAAAGACGGCGGCGGCGUCAUGGAGCUCUUCCAGGAGCUCGUGGGGAUGGUCAAAGGUCCCGGCGGCGACGUUCGCCUGUCGGCCGAGACGAGGCGAGCGCAGUUCCGCGACCAGGCGAAGCGGCAGCAGCAACAGCAGCAGCAGCAGCGCAGCAAGGAGCGGCCGAAGCGAGCGGAGACCUUCCCGAAGGUCGAGGAAGCGCGGCCUCCCGGCAUCAAGAAGGCCAACAGCUGCAGCAUCUGCUAGGUGGCGAGCGACGAUGGCCUCCUCGCGCAAGGGGGGGGGAGGAGGUUGCGUGCGUCGCGUUGUCACUAGCGAGGUGGAAGGGCCAACAAAGAUAUCCGAUGUAAAAGCUGUUUUGAGCUUAAAUGUCACCAACUCUUUCGAGUUGAGAGAAUCGUGUAACGUGGGUGGGUGGGGGGGGUUAUUGUCCCACCCAGCCACGUGCGGGCAAGCAGAUUUGUUAUUGUUGUAAAUAACAAUGCCCCGUUAGUUGUUGUUUACUGUUGUUGUAAGCAAUGUUUACUAUCGUUGAACUUCUUUCGCACCGUACGACGCCGAACCGUGCGUGCCACACCGGGUGUCACAGGGCGCGUUUGUUGCGCGAUGAUGAUGUUGAUUAUUAUUAGAAAUGCCGUUUAAAUUCGUGUGUGUGUGUGUGUUUAUAUCUAAACACGCGCGCGCAUUGCCUUGCGUCGUACGCUCCAUGUUGGAGAAUUUUAAGUAGCGGCUGAUGUGCCUGCAACUCGUAUCGCGGUUUUACCGAAAGCGCGUGUGGUCGUAAGUGAGUGGUAUCGUGCGCGUAUCGCCGAUUGCGUCAUGGCCGGCCAUAGGAACGUGGAAUUUCCAGCAUUUCGCCCAUGAGGACGAAUCAACGGACACGGGUUUGCUAUCCCGUUCAUCGUUUACGCAGGCAGGCGUGACGAUCGUUGGUUAUUCAUUAAUGUAUUUAAAUAUAUAAUGCGUUACGUAUUCGUGCGGGUUAUGGUUAAGGUCAUAAUAUCAUAGAUCAUGAAACAAUGCCGAUUGUUUUUUUAAACGUACAAGUCUAACGUUCUGUUGUUCCUAAUUUAAAUUGCUUCUUAUAAUAAUGCACAGCCCUUGAAUCAAUCCACUGCCGGAUCAAGUCCUCCCUCUCCACGCCGUGCGGGUCGUGGCGUUUGCUUGACCAUACUUCCCCACGCCGGUCAAUGGUGUUGGGGGUGGUUGGUGAGCCAAGGGGAGGCGCAGGACUUGGUUCAGAUCUCAGUCGCCACCGGCGUGAGCCUGUGGCCUGGGAAUCGAACUUAGGCAGUCGGUCCGGGUUUGAUAGUGCAGUGGCGCUAACCGCUGUGCUACGGCUCCCCACAUUAUGUGAUAUUGUAUAUAACAUGAUUGCGUGAGCGGUUAGGUAGUAAUUUAACUUUUUUUUUUUACAAUGUAGCAUUUCGCGUACAAAAUAAAGAAUGCUACUCUUUAACUUACAUAUUGAUUUGACGCUUUCGUGACCGCAGAGAUCCAUAUUCUUUGGUUCUUUCGGUAAAGUCACGUAGAUAGAAAAUAAAAAUAAAAUCUGUCUAUAUAAGGCCUCGUGCCACAGCAGUCUGUUUCUUCCACCUGAAGACGAUCCACUUGUGGUUGCGAUCGAAACGUCGUGAUCUAUUAUCUCUAACUUAUUUCUGAAUAUAAUUUAUGUAGGUAGGUGUGUAUUUAUUAUUACAGAAUAUUAUUUAUCGUAUUUAACGCGGCGAGUUGGUGUCUCUCUGUAAGAGGUGAAGACAUCGUAUUCGGUGAAGUGUGAUUAGUGAAAUGUAACUGUCAUGAUGAUGAUGGUGGUGGUGAUGACGGUGUCCGUGCUUUCAUUUCAAAUAAAUACUACCCCUAAGAUGAA